CACACGCCCAUCCCUACAAAAUGCUCUAUCUUCCUCUCACCUCCACCACUCACCACCACCACCGUCACAACCACCGCCUCACCAUUUUCUCACUCAUUCCUCCAAAUGGCAUCCCUCUCCGUUAAGUUCUUAGCACUUUCGUUGCAGAUUCAUCACGCCAAUAAGCUGCCCGCCAAGACUACUAGCAGACUCCACGCCACGCCGCCGCAGACGGUGGCGGCCUCACCGCCGCCCGAGAUUGACGCCGCAAGGCUCGAGCCCAGAGUGGAGGAAAGAGAUGGGUACUUCGUGCUUAAGGAGAAGUUCAGGCAAGGCAUAAAUCCUCAAGAGAAAGUCAAGAUUGAGAAGGAGCCUAUGACAUUGUUCAUGGAAAACGGCAUUGAAGAGCUUGCUAACACCCCUUUUGAAGAGAUUGAGCAGUCCAAACUUACUAAGGAUGAUAUUGAUGUUAGACUCAAAUGGCUUGGCCUUUUCCAUAGGAGAAAGCAUCAUUAUGGUAGAUUUAUGAUGAGAUUGAAGCUACCAAACGGGAUAACAACGAGUGCACAAACAAGGUAUCUAGCAAGUGUAAUCAGGAAAUAUGGGAAAGAUGGAUGCGCUGACAUUACUACAAGGCAGAAUUGGCAGAUCAGAGGUGUCGUGCUUCCUGAUGUGCCGGAAAUCCUCAGGGGACUCGAACAAGUAGGCUUGACAAGUCUGCAAAGCGGCAUGGACAACGUUAGAAAUGCGGUCGGGAACCCUGUCGCCGGAAUUGAUCCGGAAGAAAUCGUCGACACCAGGCCGUACAACAAUCUGCUAUCCCAAUUAAUCACCGCAAAUUCGCGAGGCAAUCCCGCUUUCUCUAACCUGCCAAGGAAAUGGAAUGUGUGUGUAGUAGGGUCUCAUGAUUUGUACGAGCAUCCUCAUAUCAAUGAUCUUGCGUACAUGCCCGCCAUGAAAGAUGGGCGUUUUGGGUUUAAUUUGCUUGUGGGCGGAUUCUUCAGUGCGAAGCGCUGCGCCGAGGCCAUCCCUCUCGACGCUUGGGUUCCUGCAGAUGAUAUAUUUCCAGUAUGCAAAGCCAUUCUGGAAGCUUUCCGGGAUCUGGGCGCCAGAGGGAACAGACAGAAGGCAAGAAUGAUGUGGUUAAUUGAUGAACUUGGAAUAGAAGGAUUCAGGGCAGAGGUAGUGAAGAGAAUGCCUGAGCAAGAACUGGAAAGGGCAGCACCAGAAGACCUGAUUCAGAAAGAUUGGGAGAGGAGAGACUACUUCGGCGUUCAUCCACAGAAACAGCAAGGCUACAGCUUCAUCGGCCUUCACAUUCCGGUGGGUCGUCUUCAAGCCGACGACAUGGACGACCUCGCUCGUUUAGCAGACCAGUACGGUUCCGGAGAGCUGCGCCUCACCGUCGAGCAAAACAUCAUAAUCCCCGACAUCCAAACCUCAAACAUAGCCUCCCUGCUAAAAGAGCCACUCCUGACCAAAUUCUCCCCGGAGCCGCCGAUCCUGAUGAAAGGCCUAGUGGCCUGCACGGGCAGCCAGUUCUGCGGGCAGGCCAUAAUCGAGACAAAGGCGCGCGCCCUGAAGAUAACGGAGGAGGUCCAGCGACACGUGUCGGUGAGCCGGCCGGUGAGGAUGCAUUGGACAGGGUGCCCCAACACGUGCGGCCAAGUUCAGGUUGCCGACAUCGGAUUCAUGGGAUGUUUGGCGAGAAACACGGAGGGGAAGGCGGUUGAAGGUGCGGAUGUUUUCUUGGGCGGGAAAAUCGGGAGUGAUUCGCAUUUGGGGGAGGUUUACAAGAAGGGUGUUCCCUGUGAUGAUUUGGUGCCAUUGAUCGUUGAACUUCUGGUUGAGCGCUUCGGAGGUGUUCGACGGCAGAGGGAAGAAGACGAAGAUUAAACCAAAUUCUAGGCUUCUUCUUAGUAUUAGUAGUACCUAUAAUUGUAUUCCAUCCAAACAUGUCGGUUUAUUAUUAUUAUUAUUAUUUUAAUUUUAAUACAGAA
Ipomoea triloba (trilobed morning glory) is the source of this 1979-nucleotide messenger RNA. Its product is annotated as ferredoxin--nitrite reductase, chloroplastic-like. Bases 106 to 1875 code for a protein of 589 amino acids. The record is from RefSeq and is a predicted model, not a curated record. The transcript is spliced from 4 exons. Gene Ontology annotation, molecular function: heme binding; oxidoreductase activity; iron-sulfur cluster binding. NCBI's taxonomy places the organism in Eukaryota, Viridiplantae, Streptophyta, Magnoliopsida, Solanales, Convolvulaceae.